AUGUCUACAGAUCUACAGUUACGCCAAGAUCUUCCUGCAAUUCGACUAACCUCUUUGAAAAUCAAGCUACCGGAAUCUCUUCCACAACUGGAUUCAACAUCUGAGGAAUCAUGCACCAUUCAAUUGGAGGAACAACAACUUGAGGAGUGCCGAACGCCGACAUCGCCGGAACACAGGAUUCCUCAAAUCAUCACCUGCCCUCCGCCGCCUAAAAAACAGAGGAUUUCUGGUCCUUCUUGUAAGAGAAGGAUAUCUGAGUUUCAGUUCUUCGAGAUCGUCGCCAGAGACGAAGUUGAAUCGUUCUUCAGGUCAAGCUAUGAAUUCAUCAAUCAAAAUUCGAACACGAACAAGAGAAGGCGUAGUCCUCUGUAA
Molecule: messenger RNA, 372 nt
Organism: Cynara cardunculus var. scolymus (artichoke)
Lineage: Eukaryota; Viridiplantae; Streptophyta; Magnoliopsida; Asterales; Asteraceae
Product: cyclin-dependent protein kinase inhibitor SMR1-like
Exons: 1
Coding region: 1-372 (123 amino acids)
Biological process (GO): regulation of DNA endoreduplication
Source: RefSeq, a predicted model, not a curated record